Messenger RNA from Ornithodoros turicata, 3074 nucleotides. RefSeq lists its product as uncharacterized. Lineage: Eukaryota; Metazoa; Arthropoda; Arachnida; Ixodida; Argasidae. The record is from RefSeq and is a predicted model, not a curated record. The coding region runs from base 460 to 2004 and encodes 514 amino acids. The transcript has 5 exons.
CAUCGUACCUUAGCAGACGACAGGUUUCAUGUAAGGCCUUGCUCGCAGCGGACAAAAAGAGAUCGCAGCGUACGCUGAGAGCCCGAGGAUCAUAAAGCAGACGACACUUUCGAAACGCAGACGAUCGGCGAAACAGACGACGGGCUUCGGUAGCAGACGAUCUACGCAACAGUUUCGUUUUGCCGCGCUCUAGAGAAGGAAGUGUUGCCAGAGGAAGACACUUCAAAAGAGAGAGUUUCGGAGGAGGCGCCGAAAUUUUGUUGAGCGAGCGCUUUCUUACCUCAGCGUGACGAUAGAAGAACGGAGUGGGCCGUGAAUCAAAGUCGUAUUCUUCUGAAGUUCAGGAAGGAGUCAGCGCAUUUCCGGAAGAGCGGAACGGUCAGUCGGAGCUUCUUGGGUUCAAGCACUGACUACGACUCUCCAAAUUUAGCGUCGAAAGGAACUUCCAGUCUGGACACCAUGAUUCCGAAACUAGUCGUCGGGUUGCCAGCGGUAACACUCGUGGUAACGCUCCUCAUCAAUGUACCAAAUAGGGUUGAAGGUCACGGCCGGCUAAUCGAACCGCCAUCCCGAUCUUCGAUGUGGAGGUACGGAUUCAAGACAGAAAGGAAUUACAACGAUAACGAGCUCUUCUGCGGAGGUUAUACGGUUCAAUGGCAGAGAAACGGAGGAAAAUGCGGCGUCUGCGGCGAUCCCUGGCAUCAACCGCAGCCUAGGAACAACGAAGCCGGAGGAAAAUAUGCCAAGGGGAUCAUCGUCAGGAGAUACAAGCGGGGACAAACGAUGAAAGCGACGGUGCAGCUGACAGCCAAUCACCGGGGCUUCUUCGAGUUUCGUCUGUGUCCCGUGAACGACCCCAGCGUGAGGGCGACCGAAGACUGCAUGGUUCAAAAUCCGCUAAGUUUCGCGGAGGAAGGCAGCGGCCCUGCAAACACGCAGUACCUGGUGCCAGGAGGACGGUCACGUGACUUCCCCGUCAAGCUACAGCUGCCACGUGACCUCACCUGUACGCAGUGCGUGCUCCAGUGGACUUACACUGCAGGUAACAACUGGGGACGGUGCGAAAACGGUUCCACCGGCGUCGGCUGCGGACCCCAAGAGACCUUCAGGGGCUGCGCGGACAUCUCCAUCGAAGACACCCCACACGACCCCAACGACAUCGACCAGGACUUAAACCCUCCUCGUCCUUCGUACGCGCCUCCUACCAGGCGUCCACCCCAGGCCUACCCACGUCCUCCUCCCCCAACUCGCCGCGUCUUCCAGAGUACUACCACACGUCGUCCGUGGUGGCAGACCACGACCAAAUCCUGGCGUCGUCCUCAGUACCCUACAAGACGCGUAUACAACAGGCGCCCCUGGUCGACCACGACAACGACCACUACUACGACCACCACACCCCGACCAUACCACGAGGUCGAAGACAACUACGACGAAGACUACGACCCUUACAAUACCGUUGUACCCCAAAGACCUCACCACGAAAUCGAAGGUGAACCCGACUACUACCCCGGAGGCUACACGCAGAGUCACUCCCCAGCGUCUCCACAGACCCAACCCCAACAGCCGAGCGACUCCGACCAAGACCUGCGACCUCAAGAAGUGGAAGGUUCGGACGUCGACUACACCUUCCGUCCUGUACGUCCUGUGCGACCUGGGUACACGGCCGGUUACACGGAGGACCACACCGAGAACCCUGUCUCUAAAAAGUACACCCUCUGGACGAACGAGUACGACGCUGCAGAAAGCGCCAACCCAACCACGAGACUUCUCUACACGUAUCGCUGGCCCGGUACAACGAAGGUCACCCUAGCGCCGAGGAGGAGGACUGCUACCGUUGAAGCCACCACAGUUGGCCCACGUCGAGGUUACGCCCCGGAAACUCCCCAGAAGAGCGGAAGGACCUGUACCGGGGUAGGCGUCUGGAAGCGUCUGCCCGGCAUUGAACAGUGGUGCGUCCUCAACUGUUCGCGGGGAUACUGUCCUGCCAGUCACUGUGCAUGCUGAAGAGGGUGAUGUGUUGACGGCGGUCGCUAAGCAACGAAGCGAAGAUGUUCGCUUCUCCAGUCCUUGUGAAUGGACAGAUCAGGAUGAAACAUUGCGAUGAAUUUGUGCCCCGGUGAGAUUCUUUUUAUGUUCCUGGACUAGUGGCGGCACAUGGAACGGGACCACAGUACCGUAAGGCCCAGCCUUGACGUUAAAAUCUGAUACAGUGUGGUCUAGUGCAAUCUUGUGAAAGCGUUUCGUGGGAAAGUUUCCUGCAGAGCUUUGAUGGUGAGUGCUCGUUGAUGCCACAUGGCAUGAUGAGCUUCCGUGGACUUACUAGUUCCUGUGUGCCUUGUUGGGAUCCAUUCCGAAUUGUGAAACAGUGCCUUGUUUACUUUGCGUGUUACUGGACAUUGAGGACGUUCCUGAUUAGGUCUACUUGCUCCUCUCGACAUCGACGUGUUGCAGGUUCAACAUGUUCGUCUGCCGAGAAUCUUUCCGUGUUCUUUCGGGUCUUUUCUAGUUACAGUUCUUCGUUGUUGUUGUCAAGCUUAUUCCUUCCGUGACUACUCACGACUGUCAUAACACUAAUCUCUACUAUUUAUUUGAAAGAACAGCGUGCCAAGUUUACAACUGCGUCUCCGAAUAACGAAGCUCAGAAUCAUUUACCUCCAAUAGUAUUCAAAUAAUGCAGUGUGAAUGCCGCUAAUACUGUAAACGACGUUAUUACUGACGCUAACACUGCUUCGUCACGUGUCAUGUAUGUGAUUUUCGGCUCCAUUAGUAUUCAUUCUCAUCAGCGGUAUCAUCGUUACCUGCGAUUUUUUGAAAAUUAGUUCGCAGCAUCACGGAACAAAGCAUCACCGGUGGCGAGUGAGGCGAUGAUCGUUAAUUUAUGCAUUUCUAAUUUAUUUACCCAUCAACUGUGCCUAUUUUAAAUUGUUUUGCUCGUACUUUGUUGAUCAAUGUGACGUGUAUUAAUGUGAUUGUGUUAAUGCGUGACUAUGUUAAUGAGACGUACCGUUCCUUUCAGUUUCAUUACCAGAAUUUUGUGCAGUAUUGUUGUGUGUGACGUAAUAAAGAAUCAUUCC